Messenger RNA from Onthophagus taurus, 834 nucleotides. Its product is annotated as RNA-binding protein pno1. The record is from RefSeq and is a predicted model, not a curated record. Lineage: Eukaryota; Metazoa; Arthropoda; Insecta; Coleoptera; Scarabaeidae. Gene Ontology annotation, molecular function: RNA binding. Gene Ontology annotation, cellular component: nucleus.
GAUUGUCAUAUAGCCACGUGCUAAAGUCAAAAUCAUUUAAAGAUAACCUCACUUUUGUUUUGGUUAUUAAACUCUAAAAAUGGAAAAUAACGAAUCAAAUAUUAAUAUUGAUGUAAAAGCUUUUAAUUUAACUAAUAAUAAAAGGAAAGCGGUCGGUGAAACUCCUAUGGAAGUUGAAAUUCACAAUGGAAUUGAAGGUAAAUCCAAAAAUAGGCCCUCAGAUUCAAAGAAAAAACGAGCCAGCGGAGAUAAAUCGGAAACUUUUCGGAAAAUUCACGUCCCCGCUCACCGCUACACACCUUUAAAAGAAAAUUGGUUAAAAAUUUUCAAACCAAUCACGGAACAUUUACAUUUAGAGGUUAAGUUUAAUUUAAAAACGAGACAUGUUGAAAUAAGGACGUGUGAAGCUACGGAAGAUAUAGGAAAUAUACAAAAAGCGGCCGAUUUUGUUAAAGCGUUUGUUUAUGGUUUUGAUGUUGAAGAUGCUUUGGCGUUGAUUCGAUUGGAUGAUUUAUUUGUGGAAACUUUUGAAAUAAGGGAUAUUAAAACUUUGCAAGGUGAUCAUCAAUCGAGAGCGAUCGGCCGAUUGGCUGGAAAAGGUGGACGAACCAAAUUUACCAUUGAAAAUGCGACCAAAACUAGGAUUGUUUUAGCUGAUUCUAGAAUACAUAUUUUGGGAAGUUAUCAAAAUAUUCAAGUUGCUAGGAGAUCAAUUUGUAAUUUGGUUUUGGGAUCACAACCUUCCAAGGUUUAUGGUCAUUUAAGAAAUGUUAGUAGUAAAUUAUCAGAGAGAAUAUAAAUUUAGAAUUUAAUAAAAAAAUGUUUUUUAAUUUA